Molecule: messenger RNA, 4817 nt
Organism: Dendroctonus ponderosae (mountain pine beetle)
Lineage: Eukaryota; Metazoa; Arthropoda; Insecta; Coleoptera; Curculionidae
Gene: IntS3
Product: integrator complex subunit 3 homolog
Exons: 14
Coding region: 1-3789 (1262 amino acids)
Cellular component (GO): cytoplasm
Source: RefSeq, a predicted model, not a curated record
AUGGAACAAGGAUUUAUCAAGGCCAACAGCUCUAACUUGCUCAGAGUUGAUAUGUUAAUGUUGGAGGAGUUUUUUGCAUCCAAUAAAGACUUUUCCUCUUCUGAGUUUCGCCGUCGUUGGGUGAAGAGGAUUAUUAGGUCAGAAGCCCCUCCCCCACGUUUGUAUGGAUUACCGAAGAUUCACAAAGAAGGAAUACCACUAAGACCAAUCGUCAGUGCCCCGGGAUCACUAACUUACGAUAUAGCAAAAUAUCUAUCCUCUCUUCUGCAGCCACACUUGAGGUCUACAGAAACAUACAUCAAGAAUUCCGAACAUUUCAUUAAGAAGAUCCAAGACCUCAGCUUCGAUGUUGUAUCUCUAUUCACAAAGGGACCCAUGGAAGAAUCCAUAGAAUUAGUGGCGGAGCUUUUUGAAGAGAGUACAACAAAUCUGUUCAAGGCUUCUCUAAAGGGCAGCUACUUCCUGUGGAAUGGAGAUUACUACGAACAACAGGAAGUAGUAGCCAUGGGAAGCCCACUCAGUCCAGUGGUGGAGAAUCUAUUCAUGGAGAAGUUUGAGGAAACAGCGUUGAGCACCGCACCCCCUAAACCAACGAUCUGGUACCGAUAUGUCGAUGACACGUUCGUGCUAUGGAGGCAUGCACGCAAAAACCUGGACAUCUUUCUCGAUCAUCUAACCAAACAGCACCCAGACAUCCAAUUUACUCUAAGCGUCUACAUAGGAACUAGUAAGAGAUCGAUUGCGACGAGAAUAGAAGAAGACCGACGGAAUUGUAAACUGGGACAUGUGGAAAAGUCGGCAGUGGCGGAACACGCCCUCGGCGAUGGAACACACAACAUCUAUUUCGGAGAGGCACAGGUCCUGGCCACAACAACAGGGUAUCGCCCCCGACUAAUACGAGAAGCCAUUGAAAUACACAAACACGACGACAAUUUCAACAGAAAAGAAGAAGCAAUGGCGCUAAACAGAAUAUGGUUUCCAGCACUCAGCAACGCAAAAAGAGCAAGAAGAAGCAACAGCUCAGGACACGAGAGAAGAUCUAGUACACCGGAGGAUAGCAACAGCCAACAGAUUGCGCAGGCUCCGAUGACACAGGCCACGUCAUCACAAACCACGUCAUCGCAUACGGUGCAUAAAUACGGACUGCGCCCGAGGAAUGACAUCAGAACAGUGGAAGCCUUCAAUUCAAGCGAUGAUCUGCCAUGUGAUAUUGAGAACGAAGAUUUUAAUGUUGUUUCGGAUCUUCUGCCAGGGAAACCACGGAAGAGCUCCAAGAAGCUUUUGAUCGGUACCAGAAAUGGUGCAGUAAGCGAAAGAUACACACACAAGAACAUCGAACACCAAAGGGACGAGGGUUUCUUUUUGGAAUAUCUUAAUUUUUGUAAUCGUAGAAUACAAAUUUUUGCAGGUGUACUUCAACUUCUCCAGAACAGAACGUCGCGUAGAUUUUUACAGUCGCGGCUUACCCCAGAGAUGGAAAGGAAAUUAGUGUUUUUAACGUCUCAAGUCCGAUUUGGAAACCAUAAGCGAUAUCAGGAUUGGUUUCAGAGACAGUAUCUCGCCACGCCGGAGUCUCAGUCACUAAGAUGUGAUAUUAUCAGGUUUAUAGUAGGAGUGAUUCAUCCUACAAAUGAACUUUUAUGUUCUGAUAUAAUUCCACGGUGGGCAGUGAUUGGGUGGUUGCUAACAACCUGUACAAGUAAUGUUGCUGUCUCCAAUGCAAAGCUCGCUCUAUUUUAUGAUUGGUUAUUCUACGAUGUUGAAAAGGAUAAUAUUAUGAAUAUUGAGCCAGCCAUUUUGGUAAUGCACCAUUCAAUGAGGUCGCACCCAGCUGUGACUGCAACCCUUUUGGAUUUUCUUUGCCGAAUAAUUAAUCAUUUUUAUCCUCCGUUGUCUGAUAAAGUUCGGACUGGAAUUUUUAGUUCGCUUAGGCAAAUUCUCGAUAAACGAGUGCUCCCUAGUUUAGUACCUUUAUUUGACAACUCAAAAUUGGAUAGAGACCUAAGGAACAUGGUAAAAGAGACGUUUAGGGAGUUUUGUACUGAGCCUUCCAAUUUGCAUUCGUCAAGUUCAACGUCACGUGAAGAUUUAAACAAUGUUAAUAAAUUCGAAGAUGAGACAAUAGAAAUUUCCUUGAACAAUCAUCUUUUAGAUAGUGAACCAACUUUUAGUGAUGAUGAUGAUGAGUCGGAAUUAAAAAUAACUAGCAUGGAAGAUGAUACCGAUGAUGAUGAUAUUCCGUUGUCAAAAGUCCGAUUAAAAGAAAAAAGCGACAAAAGUGACGACAGUUUUAUCGAUGGUUUGUUGGGAGAUCUCUUAGGAAAGCUUCAAGAAGAAAUCGAUUCCGACAAGCGCUGUUACAUUACCGAGGAAAUAAUAGCAGAAUUAAUAGAGUUAGAUAUCAACAAAAAUCAAAGUGAUGAGGAUAUGCUGUGUUCAGUGUCCCGUGCAUUUGCUAAUUGCAUUAUCGACGAUUUACCAAGUGACAAAGUGUUUCCUGACGUGCUCAGUCAAGACAAGCUGACGGACAGUGUACGAAAGCCUCUUUUUGUUAUCCUUAAGACUGUUUACGGGUAUUCAAGUUCAAAAGAUGACCAAACUAAGAAGAGCAUUCUUAUUCGUUUUCUAGCGGAGAUGCAUUCUCAGUUACCUUGUCUAGGUUAUUUUGUACUCUACUUUCUCAAAGUGCAAAUAAGGACGGAGAAUAAGAAAGACGAUAAUACCAAGGCCAGUGCUCUUAAAAUCGCUUUAUAUAAGGAAUUUUGUAAUAGUAUUGAGAAAAAAUUGGACCAAUGUCUUUAUGACGAUUUAUACGCAUGCCAUAUGGUGGACACCAAGCUCAUGAUGUGGAUUGUGCCAGACCUUUAUCGAGAUUUCAAACAGCAUAUGGUUAACAAUGCACAGACUCUAAAAGUGAUCAUUUCCGCUAUAGAUGCCAAACAAUUACAGACUUUGGUUGGAAAGGUAUUGCAAGGACACCUGGUCAUGUUUAAGACUGAAAAUCUGCAUAGUCUUCUUAAGGCUACUCUCUGUUGGGAAUCGAUUGAACAGUUUUUCUUUUGGCAACUGAUCAACGCGCAUGAUUUCAACAUCGACACUGUAUUGCCUCUUAUUACGGAACUUGAUUAUGAUCUACAUCCCGAGGCGCUCACGGCCAUAAUGUUGAUGCUGAAACAGGAGAAACCGAACGCGGACUACAUUAAAUGUCUUUUUUCAAGGGAUAUCUGUGAUAAUGGUGAUUUGUUUAUCUUUACCGUGAUAAAGUACUGGUGCGACGAGUACAUUGACAAGGUGGCUGAGUUAAUAUCUGCACUUUUGAGUACGAGGUAUCCGUCAACAUCACCGAACAAAAGGAAAAGAACUAACGCAGGUAAUAAAGUAUUAAGUACCACAGUUCCAAGCGCGGACCAGGUCUUAGGACAUUUAGAAAAAUUAAGAAUAAUCUGUGAAAAACAUGACUGCAUGGCGAUAUACACUUUAGAUUCCAUGCAGAGGGCUCUGAGUGUGGCUCAAAGCAAUAGUAACGAUAGCCAAAGAAAGCUGUUUGGAGAAUUAUUUGCAUUAAUGGAAGAGGAAGAAGAAAUAAGCGCAACGAAGAGUAGUCGGUUGCAGGGCAGAGGACGAAAGCCGGCAUCUUCUAGUAAACCUCCCGUUGCAACUGUAAGUUCCAGUAAAAGACAGGCAGUCAGAGAUCUGACCGACAGCUCAGACGACAGUAGCGAGGAAGAAGAAAUUGUUAAACCAAAACAGGCGAAGAAGAGGAAAAAAAUAUUGUCCGAAAGCGAUUGACAGAUUGAAUCAUUGAAAUUUCAGCCCAUUUUCGGGCUAGUGACUUUCGAUUGUCAUAUCAAUGAAAAUAAUACGCUUAUUAUAAGACAAAGGAGGAAUGCUGUGUUAUCGUUCUGGAAGAAGUGACGCCGCCAAUAUAAAAUCACACCACUGCCAUUCCCAGCUCUUAAGGGAGGAUCUAUUGUUUUCGAGCAGUCGUACUUGGCCAACUAUGUUCCAUUUAUCUAGUAUCUUAAUUAUUGAUUUGCUAAUAUUUAAGGACGUGAGUAAUGGGUUAUUUUGCGAACAACGGUUUUUAAUUGCAGGUGACUUCUAAAUGAAAUGUUUUUUUGUUUCACGUGCCCUACUCAAUGUUUUCUUAUAAUUGGCUUAAAACAAAAUCAAAAUGCACUUUAAUACGUAACACUUUUGAUUUAAUCUAAGUGUAUCUACACACAAAUGCUGUCCAAAAUGGUAAACCAUACCUACUCAUGCAGUGAAAUGAUUAAUUAAGUUUCUAGUACAAAAUAAUGUUGAUUUUUGUUAGGUCGACAAACUGUUAACAAAUAUGAUCUUCAAUCUUUGAAGGCAACAUAUAUAAAUUAUUUAGAAAAGAGAAUAAAUUUCAAAUAACAAAUAUCAAAUAACCAUUUUAUAACCAACUACAAGCCUUUUAUUAUUACUUCAGCUACAUGCCAAUUUGUCUUCGGACCAUAGACUGUGUUGACCACAACUUCUGUACGUGUAUGAAUGUUGACUCAUUGUCUGGUUAUCUCUGCAAAUACGUCUAAAAUAUUUAAAGUUUAAUCAGAGAAACACCCACAGUUAAGCAUCAUAAAUAUUUUUUUACGAACAUAACUGUUGUACAGUGUAAUUAAUGUAAUAAAAUUAGGAAAUUAUCUCACAUCCCGCGACAAUUAAACACACGUAUUAGUCGGUAACACUCACAUUUUCGCUAAUUCAGUCCAACCAAAGUAAAGGGGUUUCCAAUAAUAACGAUAUGUUUUUAAAAUGAAAUAAAAUAGAAUGUAUUUACGAUAGUCGCAAAA